This is a messenger RNA of Drosophila montana, 1242 nucleotides long. Its product is annotated as mitochondrial ribosome-associated GTPase 2. Gene Ontology annotation, cellular component: mitochondrion. Gene Ontology annotation, molecular function: GTPase activity; GTP binding; magnesium ion binding. Lineage: Eukaryota; Metazoa; Arthropoda; Insecta; Diptera; Drosophilidae. The record is from RefSeq and is a predicted model, not a curated record. The coding region runs from base 45 to 1175 and encodes 376 amino acids. The transcript is spliced from 2 exons.
UGCCAAUAGGCAUAUAUAAACAUAACAACUAAGAACAUGACAACAUGUCUCUCUUUUCAAUAUCAAACCGAAUGAUAAACAAAUCUUUAAUUAAAAACUGCUUAAACUAUUGCCAAAUAGCAACUGCACUGCGUCCAAAGAAGGGCAAGUCAUCGCGCAAAGAGGCACAAUACUUUUCGGAUGCGAAAAGAGUGAGAACUGUUGGCGGCAAAGGGGGAGACGGCUGCGUCUCGUUCCUGCAACUAUGGUGCAACGAACGCGCCGGACCCGAUGGCGGCGACGGUGGACAUGGUGGCCAUGUCAUCUUCCAGGCCUCCAACGAUGUGCGUAAUUUUAAUCACGUGAAUAGCGUGCUGCGCGCCAGCGAAGGUGGCAUUGGCAGCGCCAAGGAUUGUCAUGGCAAGAAUGCCAAGCAUACGGUGAUUAAAGUGCCAAUUGGCACAGUUAUCCGCAAUACCGAAGGUCUGAUUGUGGCCGAUUUGGCCAAUGUUGAUAUAAUGUUUGUGGCCGCACGUGGCGGAGCUGGCGGCAAGGGUAAUCGCUUCUUUACCACCGACACGGAGACCAGUCCCAAAGUGUGUGAAUAUGGACCGCCCGGCGAGGAGUGCAGCUACAUUUUGGAGUUACGCAGCAUGGCCGAAGUGGGUCUGAUUGGCUUUCCCAAUGCCGGCAAGAGCACACUACUGAACGCUCUGACACGUGCCAAGCCGAAGGUAGCACCAUAUGCUUUUACAACGCUGCGACCACAUCUGGGAACUGUGCAAUACGAUGAUCAUGUGCAGCUGACCAUCGCGGAUUUGCCUGGACUGGUGCCGGAUGCACAUCGCAACCGAGGGCUGGGCAUACAGUUUUUGAAGCAUGCCGAGCGCUGCACCUUAUUGCUAUUUGUGCUCGAUGCCAGCUCGCCGAAUCCGUGGAUGCAGUAUAAUCAAUUGAUGCACGAACUGGAGAAGUUUGGCGGCAGUUUGGCGCAACGGCCACAACUGGUGGUGGCCAAUAAGAUGGAUGUGGCAGCCAGUGCAGAGAAUUUCGAGCAGUUACAGCAGCAGCUGAAACAACCCGAUCUCCUGGGCAUCAGCGCCAAAAUGGGUCACAAUCUGGCGCAACUCUUGAGCAGCAUACGUGCCGCCUACGAUCGACACAAGGCGCAGGAACAGGAGCAGAGAAGAGUUUAGUCGAUUUUCUAAAUAUAAACAUUUAGCUGUAAUUAUUUACUUAAAUAUAUAUAUAAAAAAAAUUAAA